CGAAGCGCUUUGUUCUGUUGAACGCAGCUGUUAAAUUCAGCAUAUCUUCAUUCAAUUUUUUGUUUCAUAAAGACUAUAGAAGUCUUGCGAAAUAAUUUUCUUAAACUUUACUAUUAUGAAUUGAAAUACAUAUAUAUAUAUGUAACAAGAAAAAUGCCUGCGGGAGCGGAACGUCCAGCUUCAAUGCCUUUUCAGGACAGUCAAUAUAAUUGGACGGACGAUUUACCAGUUUGCAAACAAUCCGGAGUGGGGUUUUCCACUAAUCAAAUUUAUCGAGAGGAUGGAUAUCGACAAGAGGAACAUCCCUUCGAAGAUCGUAGCUUUCAUUGUAGAUAUGACGACUCCACGUUUCUCUAUGCCGUGUUUGACGGUCACGAGGGUACAAAAGCUGCCAAUUUCGCUAUGCAACGAAUGGCUGCUGAGAUCUUACUUGGACAGUUGAACGGCAAAUCAACCGAUGAAGAAAUAAAGGAGGUUCUUCGCCAAGCAUUUACGGCAGUGGAAAGAGGAUAUCAGGAAUCAGUUGGCGAUCUGUUAGCGGAACGUGCCAGUCUGCAGUUUGACAUACCCGAUGGACUUAACUCCUACGAAACUUAUCAAAAGUUUCCAGAUUUGGUUGACAAGCUAAAUGCAUUAAAUUGCGAAUUGUCAGCUGGAACCAGCGCUGUGGUCGCCCUAGUCUACAGAGGGAGGCUGUACGUCGCGAAUGUCGGAGACAGCAGAGCACUGUUAUGCAAGACGGACAGCAAUCAAGUACUGAGAGUCGUGCAACUGAGCGUGGAUCAUGAUUUGAGAAACGAGGACGAGCUCCUGCGAUUGUCUCAUCUCGGUCUGGACGUUGAAUCAAUCAGGCAAGAACAUGUUGAAGGUUCUCAUCUCGGGAAUCAAGAAAAUACACGUUGCCUCGGUAACUAUCUCGUUAAGGGUGGAUACAGAGAAUUCGAGGAGCUGGCAGCUUCCGCAGCAGAGCCGAUCAUCGGUGAGCCAGAGAUCCACGGCAGCAUCGAGCUGGACGAGUCUUGUAGAUUCUUACUGCUUAUGUCGCGCGGCCUCUACAAGUCGUUGGAGGAAGCGACCGGUACCGAUCAGGUCAAUAAGGAAUUGGCCCUGAUAGCGGUUGAGCAGUUCCGAGUCCAGUCCACCUUGACCGGCGUUGCCCAGGCAGUAGUCGACAAGGUCGUAAGAAUCCACCAUGACGUGAACAUGAGCAACACGCAGAGCACCAUGACCACUGGCAAACGUGAUGACAUAACGCUUCUGGUGCGGAACUUCAAUUUUCCGCUACCGCACGCCCUGAAGAGUCCGACUAGCCAGUCCGUCAGGUUCAAUCCCGUGGUACAGACCGCGCCCAUCAGUAUACCGGACAACGAGGACUUCUCGAGCACCGGCACCGGCGCUACCGAUGAGAACUUCGAUACAUCGACUACCGAGACCUCGACUACCUCCGAUAUUUAUCCGCCUGGCGCCAGAAUGACGGACCCAAAUGCCAGGAUCAAGCCUUACGUAGACUUCUCAGAGUAUUACGAAAACGUCGAGAAAAGAAAGCAAGAGGGAACCUUGCCAGAAGGUAUAAACUUUUGAUGCUUUAUCAUCAUGGAUAAAGUAUCUCAAACUACCAGAGAUUGCACCGUAAUAGUCAUGUAAAUACGUUCGCGAAUGUUCCUACUGUUGCAGCACAUUUUCAGUUAAUUUUUCCAUAAUGCUCGUAUUAUAGCUAUGUACGUACCAACAUAAAGUAUUUAUUAAUUUAUGCCGUAACACGAUUAUUCUGCUUAUCGAAACACUAAGUAAAAAUUUAUUAUAUUUAAUAAAUUAAUUCAAGAAUAUGUAAUAUAUAUGUAGGGAAAUUUAUAACAAUUUAUGGAAAAAUUGAUAUCACACUGUAGAAAAAUAUAUUGUAAAAAUAAUAUAUUGUAAAAUAUAUUAUUAAUAUAUAAUUAAUAUAUUGUAAAAAAUCGCUUUUCACAAAAUUUUCACGAUGGCAUUAACUCGAAUAAACAUAUUAAAUUAGUAUGCAAAAUUA
Messenger RNA from Ooceraea biroi (clonal raider ant), 2023 nucleotides. Its product is annotated as TGF-beta-activated kinase 1 and MAP3K7-binding protein 1. The record is from RefSeq and is a predicted model, not a curated record. Gene Ontology annotation, biological process: protein dephosphorylation. Lineage: Eukaryota; Metazoa; Arthropoda; Insecta; Hymenoptera; Formicidae. Gene Ontology annotation, molecular function: protein serine/threonine phosphatase activity.